AUGCCCGCAGAUGACCAGCCGACUCGUGAAGAGAUCGAAGCAGCCCGAGUCGCUGCGAUGACCGCCGGCAAGACUGACAACGGUGACAAUGCUGAAGGAUCCGCUAAGUGGAAGGACUCUGGUGCCCCUGCGUGUUCUUCCCAAACCAUCACCGACCUAUCGAGUGGGCUGGCAGCCUUCCUUCAAAUGAGUCAAGACGGUACCAACAAACAGAACAAGUCCAUCCCCAAUCUUGAAGCCCUUCUCAGUGGCACUCCCUACCUUAGGGUAUGUGCCACGACCUCCAUCCCGAAGACUCACUGGUCAGAGUUCAUGCGAGUUGUCUGA
Perkinsus marinus ATCC 50983 is the source of this 327-nucleotide messenger RNA. RefSeq lists its product as hypothetical. The transcript has a single exon. Bases 1 to 327 code for a protein of 108 amino acids. The record is from RefSeq and is a predicted model, not a curated record. NCBI's taxonomy places the organism in Eukaryota, Perkinsozoa, Perkinsida, Perkinsidae.